This is a messenger RNA of Sus scrofa (pig), 3828 nucleotides long. RefSeq names its product secretory carrier membrane protein 1 (gene SCAMP1). The record is from RefSeq and is marked provisional. Lineage: Eukaryota; Metazoa; Chordata; Mammalia; Artiodactyla; Suidae. Gene Ontology annotation, cellular component: trans-Golgi network membrane; recycling endosome membrane. Gene Ontology annotation, biological process: protein transport.
CUGGGUGGCCUCGCGAGCUGCACCCGGAUCUGCUCGGCGACGGCGGCGGCGACGUGAGCGCGCAGGGGGGCGGCGGCCUCGCCUCGUCUCUCUUCUUUGCGCCUGGGUCGGGUGGGUGACGCCGAGCGCGAGAUGUCGGAUUUUGACAGUAACCCGUUUGCCGACCCGGAUCUCAACAACCCCUUCAAGGACCCAUCAGUUACACAAGUGACCAGAAAUGUCCCACCAGGACUUGAUGAGUACAAUCCAUUCUCGGAUUCCAGAACACCUCCCCCAGGCAAUGUGAAAAUGCCUAAUGUACCCAGUACACAACCAGCAAUAAUGAAACCAACAGAAGAACAUCCAGCUUAUACACAGAUUGCAAAGGAACAUGCCUUGGCCCAAGCUGAACUUCUUAAGCGCCAGGAAGAACUAGAAAGAAAAGCAGCAGAAUUAGAUCGUCGAGAACGAGAAAUGCAAAACCUCAGUCAACAUGGCAGAAAAAAUAACUGGCCACCUCUUCCUGGCAAUUUUCCUGUGGGACCUUGUUUCUAUCAGGAUUUUUCUGUAGACAUUCCUGUAGAAUUUCAAAAGACAGUGAAGAUUAUGUACUAUUUAUGGAUGUUCCAUGCUGUAACACUGUUUCUAAAUAUCUUCGGAUGCUUGGCUUGGUUUUGUGUUGAUCCUUCAAGAGGGGUUGAUUUUGGAUUGAGUAUCCUGUGGUUCUUGCUUUUUACUCCUUGUUCAUUUGUCUGUUGGUACAGACCACUUUACGGAGCUUUCAGGAGUGACAGUUCAUUCAGAUUCUUUGUAUUCUUUUUCGUCUACAUUUGUCAGUUUGCUGUACAUGUACUCCAGGCGGCAGGAUUUCAUAAUUGGGGUAACUGUGGUUGGAUUUCAUCCCUUACUGGUCUCAACCAAAGUAUUCCUGUUGGAAUCAUGAUGAUAAUCAUAGCAGCACUUUUCACAGCAUCAGCAGUCAUCUCACUAGUUAUGUUUAAAAAGGUCCAUGGACUGUAUCGCACAACAGGUGCUAGUUUUGAGAAGGCCCAGCAAGAGUUUGCAACAGGCGUGAUGUCCAACAAAACUGUCCAGACGGCAGCUGCAAACGCAGCUUCAACUGCAGCAACUAGUGCGGCUCAGAAUGCUUUCAAGGGUAACCAGAUUUAGAGAGUCUUCAAAUAAUACACUGUUACCUUUUGACUGUACUUUUUUCUCCAGUUACUGUAUUCUAUAAAUAUUUUUUUGUUCAAAACACACAGUACACACAGCACGUAUAUUUCCUAAUCACUUGUGCAUGGGCUAAAACCAGAAAAACUUCGUUGUCUUAUUAUUUACCUGACAGUUUCUUAAUCUUUCAGUGCCCCUUGCAGGAAAAAAAAAUUACAUGCUAAAUAAAUAUUCUCCAUAUUUUUUGGGGGAUGAAUGUUCAGCAAAUUUUUUCGGUGGUGACACACUGAAAUCGACAUGGCAUUUAGGAUUAAAAAUGCACUUAGUACUUGCUGCAAUCAUUCUUUCAAGAGUCUUAGACAUAAGGAUUACACACUGGAGCAGUAAAGCAAUGCUUCAUUCCUUUUCUUUAUUUGUAUUGAAAGAAAUAGGACAUCAGAAACUUAGGGACUUUUAAAUUGGCUUGCUUUUUAGCAGUUUCAGUCACCAGUGAAGAGCCUAUGUGCAUUUCAUAGUAGAUAAUGUAAAUUUUAUCUUUUUAUUUUCUUUUUCUAGAGUAAUUGAUAUUUUGAUAUCAAUCUCUGAUCUUGCAUGGGCACCAUGUUUCCUAAAAAAAUUAGUAUUUUGGGUUAUGCACUGCUUCUGGUUGUAGGAUUGGGGAGUUUGUAGAAUCAUAAAAAUGAUUUUCUGUAAUUGUUUCUUUUAAAUAAAAAUUUAUUGGAGUGCAAUAUGAGGAUAUAAUAUACAGUGCAUUAUCCAAAAGAAAAAGUAGAUAAUUGAUGGACUAGGAUGUAGUGGUGAUAAUACCUUUUUGUUUUUAACUUUCAGUAUUCAGAUCAUAGUAAAAUAUUACUGUAUGGAAACCUUGGUAUAUUCUUGUGGCUACUCUUUUUAAUUGAACUGAGAUUGUGUGUGGCAGCUCUCUUUGGGGGGGUAUUAUGUGUGUGCAACUUUUAACCAGAGGUGUUAAAGUCUAGCCGAACUCCACGUGCAACAAGAACAUAACAGUAUUUAAGAAGUUUUUCUUUCCGCUUCUCAUGUCUUGUUGGCAUUAAAAAUAAAAAGACGCUGGCACUUCUCAUAUACUUGGAUCCCUAAUGAACCUCAGUCUUUGAAUUUUUGAGACAGACUGACUACAUUAAGAAUUUUCAGCAAUAGAAAAAACAAAACCUUUAUAACUUGCACCAAGCAAGAACAUACAAAUGCAGCUGACUGCAUUCAGUAUGAAUAUAAUCACAUUAAAAUGGUUACUAUGCAGCACAGGAAUUCACUCUUAAGUAUACUUGGGUUGAAACUUUUGAAUCGUUUUUAAUACUGAUUAAAAUGACUCAAAGGCAUUUGUAGUCAUCACCCUGCUGUAUCUUGGAAGUCAUGAGCUUAACCUAAGAUGGCAGAAUAAUAAGCAGUGAUUUAUUCAACCUGAUUAUAAGUAAGUGUAGUCCGUUGGGUUAUGUUAUUUGAGACUGAAAAAUCAGCUGGACGUAAAUGGUUAAAUUACUUUUAUUCUCCCCCCCUCCCCAAAAUCUGGAGUUAAAAUGAGUUUCAUGCUGGAGGUGGGAUGGUGAGUUUUCACUAUUUAUGAAAGAAGGUUUACGGGAUAUUAGAUAACACGGAUCUGUCUGGAUGGUGUUUACAUUUGAUUUAUUUGGGACUUUAUUGAAGUAAUACACUUGGAAGAUAGUGCUUUUAUUCUGAUGAAAAUAGGAUUCAGAGUAUGAGCUUAAAUCUCUUUUUAUGAAUAUUUCUGGUCAGUGAUAAUCUCUACCUACUUUCGCAACCAAAUAGGCCAGUUCAAGUUUUUCAGAGUCUAUAAUCUUACUAAAAAUCUGUCUCAUCAGUGUGCUUUGAGUGUGGAAUUUAAAAACAUUCAAAACAUAAACCACAAAAUACAACAGAGGGCACCUAUGUCUGGCAUCAGUUUCUUUCCCAAGUUCAUUUUGUUGUUCUUUAAACUACAAAUGAAAGCUUUAUCAUAGACUCUUCUGGAAAAUACUGAGCUACUUUCCUUCAAGAAUUAUGAAUGCUUCUCUUGAUUCUGUAGAAAUCCUCUAUUGUUUAAAUAGCAAAGAAUAAUACAACUAACAGUACCUUUUUUUGUUCAAAUGGGGAAAAUGUUUUCGAUGCCAGUUCUUUGGGUUAAUACAAGCUUAUAAGAGAAAAUUUUUUUUGAACCAUAAAUGUGCAUUAAAAUGGUGGCACUGCUUAAUUAAUGGUUGAAUAAGGUAGAGGGUUUUUUAAUUCUGAUAUUCUCUACGCGCUUAAUAAUUAUUAGUAAAUAGUCACAUUUGCACUCAGCAACCAUUGGCGUUUGUUGGUGUUUUGUGUUUGGCAUUAGCAUUGCCCAGCAUCACAGCCAUGGAAUGGUCCUCCCUCUGUAAGGAUCCACAUCAUGUUUCCGUUUGUAUUAUUAAGUUUUGGCUAUUUUAUUUCAAACUAGAGUUUGAACACUGGAAAAUCAUUGCUCAGUGAUUUAUAAUUUGAGACUUGGAUUAUUUAUCGAGGGCUGUUUGUAUAUUUUGUCGAUGAGUAAUACUGCGCUGCCAUUCUGGCAGCUGUCAUGGUUCUAUAUAAAUGCCCUUCAUCUGUCCCUCUGAUGUUGCAUGUUUUCAGUGGUUUGGAAGUUUUGUAUAUUUAUUGUAUUCACACAGAGUGUCAUAAAAUAAAAUGCUGUUUACUGGA